Lithohypha guttulata is the source of this 1782-nucleotide messenger RNA. RefSeq lists its product as uncharacterized. Bases 1 to 1782 code for a protein of 593 amino acids. NCBI's taxonomy places the organism in Eukaryota, Fungi, Ascomycota, Eurotiomycetes, Chaetothyriales, Trichomeriaceae. The record is from RefSeq and is a predicted model, not a curated record. The transcript has 2 exons.
AUGGCUUCGAAUCGUUCCGAGGACAGCGGACGAAGGCAGUCCUUAGCAUAUCAUACUAAGCAGAGUGAUCAUAGUAUCAGGUUAGCACCUCUUAUUGCGCCCAAAAGCAAGUCCAACGACAAGUUACCCUCAUUAGAGGAGCUGGGCCUGUCCGACGAACUUCUUGCAUCUGCACGGGGUGUUUGUCCAUCUCCUGCCGGGAACGUCGGAAAUCAGGAUUUGGUAUUGAACGACAAGGUCCUCAGAGAAUACAAGCUUCAACACGCUAAAGGUUGGAAGCUCUUCGUCAUGCAAGCUCCUCCGAGAAACGAGAAGAGAGCGAUCUUCACGCGCAGAACAAUUGGUGGUCGCGACCUUGUCUACCGUCUCGAUGUAGCUCAAGAGCCGAAACAAGCUCGUGCUUGCGGAAAUGGAAACAAAUCUAGUGCCGAUAGACGGCCAGUAGAUCCUCCUCCUGUCGUGAAGAUGACUAUAUUACAUGGUGAUAUCGACAUUACUGGCCACUACGAUGCGGAUUUCAUGCUCUUCGCAACACUGGAAUUCUCUCGACCAAUUGCUAACGGAAACAUACUUGCAACCAACCACUGCCCAGUCUUGGCAGGUAACCCAUGUGUGGGGGCAUCGUACUUGAGCAAACCAUCAAAUGCCGCUUACUUCAUUUUCUCUGAUCUUGCUGUGAGGCAUGAAGGCUUCUACCGCUUGAAGUUCACUUUGCUAGAAGGACCAAAAAACCAUGCCGAUUUUGACCUCGACGCCUCGCUGGGCGUAGGACAAGGAAUGUUCACCAGAACAGCUGUUUACACACCUCCAUUUCAGGUGUGGAGUGCCAAGAAGUUUCCAGGUCUGGAACUGAGCACCGAUCUAAGUCAGGUGCUUGCUGACCAAGGUUGUCGCGUUAGGAUUCGUAGGGACGUCCGACAGCGAAGAGCCAGAGCUGAUACCACAAGCAAGAAGGACGACGAACAACGAGCACUUCGAGCUAUCAGCCAUGAUAGGAAUGCUAGCACAGAUAGUCCAGACUACUGGCCUAGACCUAUGGCACCCUCCUCCGCCAAUACACGCCGACCAUCUGUGGAUAGUCAAUAUGCUCUGGGUAACGCACAUUCUCGGCAACAGUCUGUAGCCCAGUCGGCACUUCCCAGUCCAAACACAGCAGAAAUGACACAGUACAUGCCGAGACCGUACGAGGCUCCCACGCCUACUGCGUCUCUAGCCGCUGAAUCGGGAGACAUGUGGCAGCACCAGAGUCAUAUUGCAUAUAACAUGCCACCUUUACAUCGCACUUCGAGUUCCAUGCAAGGACCACAGCAAGCAAUGGCUGCGCCAGCACCACCAUACACGACAAGCGGCAGGUAUGGUUCCGCAUCUUCCAAUCCUUCUGAUAUGAUGGCUGGAUUACCCUCAAUAUCUGCCUUGAUUCACCCGCCCAAACAGCCACGCCUCGAACAUGGUGCAUAUGAUGGCAUUGUCUCACCCAAGACCGGCAAGCGCACUCUACGUCAACCUUCCGACGAGCGUGGUGCUUCUCUAAAAGAUCGUGCUCGACCUAAUUUACAACCCACAUCCCUUCGAAGCCCCUACUCGGUGUAUGGCGGUAUUCAGAGCCACAGUGUACCCAUGACCGGCGCAAACGACAUCAUUGAAGCAGGCGAAGGUAGUGAUGAUGGCGAUGAAAGCGAUGGUAGUGACGGUCUACUCAACACCACCACCUUCUACCGUCGUGCAGGUGGCGGCAAAAGCUAUGUCCCAAACAUGCAAACGAGCUCAUCCCACGCUUGCUAG